Molecule: messenger RNA, 1512 nt
Organism: Orycteropus afer afer
Lineage: Eukaryota; Metazoa; Chordata; Mammalia; Tubulidentata; Orycteropodidae
Gene: PDK3
Product: pyruvate dehydrogenase kinase 3
Biological process (GO): regulation of glucose metabolic process; protein phosphorylation
Cellular component (GO): mitochondrion
Molecular function (GO): pyruvate dehydrogenase (acetyl-transferring) kinase activity
Source: RefSeq, a predicted model, not a curated record
CCGGCCCUCGUGGCAGCCUGGGCGUCUCAGCGGGUCUGUGCCACGCUCCAUCGAGGAUGCGUUUGUUCCAGGCGCUGCUGAAGCAGCCGGUGCCCAAGCAGAUCGAGCGCUACUCCCGCUUCUCGCCGUCGCCGCUCUCCAUCAAGCAGUUCCUAGACUUCGGAAGAGAUAAUGCAUGUGAGAAAACAUCCUAUAUGUUUCUCCGAAAGGAGCUUCCUGUGCGGCUGGCAAACACGAUGCGAGAAGUCAAUCUUCUGCCGGACAACUUACUGAAUCGGCCUUCCGUGGGAUUGGUUCAGAGCUGGUAUAUGCAGAGCUUCCUUGAACUUUUAGAAUAUGAAAAUAAGAGCCCUGAGGAUCCACAGGUCUUGGAUAACUUUCUACAAGUUCUGCUUAAAGUCCGAAACAGACACAAUGAUGUGGUUCCUACAAUGGCACAAGGAGUGAUUGAGUACAAGGAGAAGUUUGGGUUCGAUCCUUUCAUUAGCAGUAACAUCCAGUAUUUUCUGGAUCGAUUUUACACUAACCGCAUCUCUUUCCGCAUGCUUAUUAACCAACACACACUUCUAUUUGGUGGUGACACUAAUCCUGCUCAGCCUAAACACAUUGGAAGCAUUGAUCCCACCUGUAAUGUGGCCGAAGUAGUGAAAGAUGCAUAUGAGACAGCCAAGAUGCUAUGUGAACAGUAUUACUUGGUAGCUCCAGAGCUGGAAGUUGAAGAAUUCAAUGCCAAAGCUCCAGACAAACCUAUUCAGGUAGUUUAUGUGCCCUCACAUCUGUUUCACAUGCUAUUUGAGUUGUUCAAGAACUCAAUGAGAGCAACAGUAGAAUUAUAUGAAGAUAGAAAAGAGGGCUACCCAGCUGUUAAAACCCUUGUUACUUUGGGUAAAGAAGACUUAUCCAUUAAGAUAAGUGACCAAGGUGGUGGUGUCCCACUUCGAAAAAUAGAUCGUCUUUUUAACUAUAUGUAUUCAACUGCUCCCAGACCUAGCCUGGAGCCUACAAGAGCUGCCCCUUUGGCUGGAUUUGGUUACGGUUUGCCAAUCUCUCGUCUGUAUGCUAGAUACUUUCAAGGAGAUCUAAAACUCUAUUCCAUGGAAGGAGUGGGCACUGAUGCCGUCAUUUAUUUGAAGGCUCUUUCAAGUGAAUCAUUUGAGAGACUUCCGGUUUUCAAUAAGUCAGCAUGGCGCCAUUACAAGACCACACCUGAAGCUGAUGAUUGGAGCAAUCCUAGCAGUGAACCCAGAGAUGCUUCCAAAUACAAGGCUAAACAGGACAAGAUCAAGACUAAUAGAACUUUGUAGGGAACAGAAUGCUCUGGUCCUCUCUGUGAAAAAGAUCAUCUUCUACGAGUCAACCAGAAAGAACUCCUUUCCUCUACCAACUCUGAGCGCAGAACCAUAGUUACUCCAGUGCUUGAAUGUGUGUUUUCUCCAUAUCAGCUGGACCUUUUCCAUGGAGCCCUUCCUGUAGCUACCACAGCUCUUCCAUAAAAACUAGUAAUUUGUAAAU